Messenger RNA from Astrephomene gubernaculifera, 1864 nucleotides. The record is from the annotation of a GenBank genome assembly. Lineage: Eukaryota; Viridiplantae; Chlorophyta; Chlorophyceae; Chlamydomonadales; Astrephomenaceae.
CGUAUCGUGAUGGAGUGGGCGGAAGGCGGCGACUUGGGCUCCCUGCUGCAGACGCUUUCUGCUCGACGCGGCCCCUGCAUGGACCCCUCCCGUGAGCGGCUGCUGAUGAGUGAGGCCAGCGCGCGGUUCUACGUGGCGUGCCUGCUGGAGGCGCUCACCUUCCUGCACACCCGCGGACUGCUGCACAGGGAUGUCAAGCCGGCUAACCUCCUGAUCUCCUCGGACGGUCGCGCCAAGCUGGGGGACCUGGGCAUGGUGUGCCACCUGGACAAGGAGGGAUGCGCAGCGGGCAGGGCCGGCACACCCAACUACAUGGCACCCGAGGUGUGGGCGUACGGCAGUGGCCCCAAGUACCAGAGCUACGGCGUCACGGUGGACCUCUGGAGCGUCGGAGUCGUGCUGCAUGAGCUGCUCACGGGGCACUUGCCGGGGGCCCACCCCGACGAGUACCUCCGCCCCUCCUGGCGCUUCACUCCUCGGCACCCCGCCUUCAGCCCCGAACUGCGCGACCUCCUCUCCCGGCUGCUGUCGGUCAAGCCGCGCCGCAGACCGCAGUCAUGCGCCCAAGUCGCUGCUCACCCCUGGUUUGCCGGCUUCAACUGGCAGGCACUGCGGGACGGCACCCUGCCUGCACCCUACGUGCCUGCCGCCCAUCGGCCGCCUAGCUCUGGAUCCGGCAACCUGCCACGGCCGCGUUCGUACUACUCGUCGGCCUCAACGGCUGCUGCAAGCAUGCGGCGAGCGGUGGGCUGCAGCAGCAGCGGUUUGGGCGGCGGUGCGGAGCUGUUGAUGCCGCCGCUGUUGGAGGAGUGCGGCGGCGGCCCUGGAAAGAUGACUUCUGGUGCAGAUACCGAAGCGAAGAGUAACGCCGUGCCUGUCAUGGGAGGCUCCUCUUCACGGCGGGUGAUGAGGUCGCUAACGCAGGGCAGCGGCACUCGGCUCGUCGAUAGCGGUGGCAUGGCUGAUGGGGCAGCAGCACGGGGGCCCGUGCGGUCGUCUGUCCAAGCUGCUACAGCAGCAGCAGUGCUGACGUCAGCCUCCCAAGGUUCGGAUCUCUGGUCUCGACCCUCUUGCCCCGCGUCGCCACAGGCCAUGCGCCUGAGCUCUGCCGCAGCUGGAGGUCCGCCCUCUCAUGUUGCGGAUAGCUCUCCUGCAAACUCCUUUGUGCUGACCCGCUCUGCCUCCACUUGGUCGUCGGUUGCGGCUGCGGCUGCAAGGGGAACGUCCGCCGCAGCGGCGGAGCAUGGUGCUGCUGCCGUACGUCCCCAGCGCGGCAGCUUUGAUGUCCCCGUCGCCGUUGGUCGCCUUGUUGGAGGCGGUGAACAUCACCACAGCAACGGCGUCGGUAUGAGGGUCGCCGGUCGUUAUGGUAGCAACAACAGCAGCAAUUGCUCUGCAAUCAAUGAGGGCGGGUUGGGCCUCUUAGCGGCUGCUGCUGCCAUGGUUUCGGGGCAUGCUUCACCUGCAGCCCCUUCUUCGUGGCACGGAGAAGCAAACCUCUGCUCGUCCCCGGCUUGGUCGCUUGGAAGCGCUACCGUAUGCAGGUUCCUGGGGCAUUCUGCCCCGACCUCCGCCGCGGAGUCCACUGCAGCCACUCCUGCUACGGUUCCUACUACCUCCAUCGCAGCCACCCGUGGCCUAACCACCCACAGCAACCUAACCGCUUCCAACCGGUCCGGUGACUACCCGAGCAAUGGCGCCGCUGGUGCCUGUCCCUGCCCAGCUUGCAGCAGAGGCGAAGCAGCCGCUUCUGGGCUCCCUUGCAUGUGCCGCCACAGCGGGCAGGGGCUGCGGCGGGGCAGCCUGGAGGCGUCUACAGAGUCCAACACCGCUGCUGCUGCGGCCGCCGGAGCCGCGCCGUGGC